CUAUUUAGUCUUCUUUUCCGAAGCCGUUGAUUCUGAGCGGUGGAGGUUUCUUUUUCCGGUGUGUCAAAAUGGGUAUCGACAUCAACCACAAAAAUGACCGAAAAGUUCGGCGAACUGAGCCCAGGUCCCAGGACGUGUAUCUCAGGCUCCUCGUCAAGUUGUACCGCUUCCUUGCUAGGCGUACCAACUCCAAAUUCAACAAGAUCAUUUUAAAGCGUCUUUUCAUGAGUAAGAUCAACCGCCCACCAAUUUCUUUGGCCCGUAUCGUCAGGUUCAUGAAAAAAGAAGGACGUGCCAACCGCAUCGCUGUUGUAGUUGGAACGAUCACAGAUGAUGCCAGGAUCUUUGAGGUCCCCAAGCUCACGGUUUGUGCUCUGCGUGUAACUGAAAAAGCACGAGGUCGCAUUCUAAAGGCUGGAGGUGAGCUAAUAACCUUUGACCAACUGGCGCUCCGUGCCCCAACAGGAAAGAGGACUGUACUGAUGCAGGGUCGUCGUAAUGCUAGAGAAGCAGUGAAACACUUUGGGCCAGCACCUGGAGUGCCACAUUCUCACACUAAGCCACUGGUCCGUUCAAAGGGACGUAAGUUCGAACGUGCCAGAGGACGCAGGCGUAGCUGUGGUUACAAGAAGUAGAUCAACACCUAGCUUCUUUUUCGUCAUCGCCAUUUUUAUUUCGCUACCAGUACGACUUCUCCAGGAAAUAUUCUAUAUUGUAUUGAUCUAACCUUGUAGAUUGUUUAUUAUCACAUUAUAUACAGUGUACAAGAAAAUAGUACGAAAUAAAUGUCGGUGUUUACAACUAA
Molecule: messenger RNA, 805 nt
Organism: Athalia rosae (coleseed sawfly)
Lineage: Eukaryota; Metazoa; Arthropoda; Insecta; Hymenoptera; Athaliidae
Gene: RpL18
Product: 60S ribosomal protein L18
Exons: 4
Coding region: 69-635 (188 amino acids)
Biological process (GO): translation
Cellular component (GO): cytosolic large ribosomal subunit; ribosome
Molecular function (GO): RNA binding; structural constituent of ribosome
Source: RefSeq, a predicted model, not a curated record